GAAUUACAACCUCAUUGGCAUGGCAUGCCUGUCUUUUUUGAUUGCUCUCGGACUCAGUUAUCCAGACAAGUGUGCUUGUCUGUGAGUGUGUGAGAGAGGGAGAAUGAAAAACUUCUAGUUGUGUUGUGUUGUGUUGUGUAAUAGAAAAAGGUUUUAAAGAAGGGGAAAAUUUCUCAGACCACUUCCAAAAACAAUCAUAGAAAUCAGAAAAAGCAACCUCAGACACGCACAGUCACAGGGUAGCAAGUGAAGUUACGAAAACAGCCUAAUGAGUUUCUGUCAAGUGUUUUUAACUUUUGGGGCUGUGUCAUGUGCUGCAUUUUAGUAACAAGACUUUUCUAAAUCACUAAUACAGCUCUCAAAUGGGCACUCAUCAUUCAACUCUGUUAAAUCUCAGUUAAGUGGUUCCCUUGAUGCUUGACAUCUAAGCUCCGUUCAAUCAUUUUCGCGGCCUAUUGGGAUUCUUAUAUUAAAGAGAUCGAAGAGAUGGGAUCUCACUGGAGUCCCAGCCAGCCCAGUUGUGUUGGUGAGUCUUUUGUUGUUUUCUGGGGUUCAAAGAUUUUUCUCGAGCUGAAUUUGUAAAGACUCCAUCUUUAUCCUUCCUGAAAGCUUGUACCCCUGUGUACCACAUAUAUUCUGUUUCUUUUUUAGAGUCUGAGGCUUCACAUCUUGUUAAUUGUAGGGGAAAUAACUCUGGGACUUUCGCAAACUCGAACUUUGUCUUUCAGAGGGCCAUUAGGCUUUCGAGCAUUAGCCUUUUGGAUUUCUCAUUUGUUUUUGUACUAUACUGCAAUUUUUGUUUUUUUGGGUUGUGUUCUCCUUUAAAUGUCACAAUAUGAAUAAUUCAGAAUUGUGUUUGUUGUAGACUUGUAGUGCAUAACUGUUUUGAUUAUCGGAUUCUUGUAUGCAUCUCUUCUGGCAAAUAGUACUAGGGUUCAAAAACUAGAGCUUGAUUCUUGAAAUUUGUAAUAUUCUUCAAUUGGUGAAGAAAGAUAGUAGGUAGAGAUAAUAUCAAAGUCAAGGUCUACAUCCCUAUUCUCGUUGUAAAUACCAUAGCUUUAUGUAGUUGUUCUUGAAGCCGUGCUGAGUAUGGCUGAAAUUAGAGUACCGAAGGUAGAGCAGGGUGGUCAGACCAAAAUAAAAAAUGUGCCAAUUGCAGUGACACCAGAGGGUUUCUGGUGCUGCCCCUCUCCUGUUGUGUUUCAAAAGACCCCAAAGACACAAAGUCCUCUAAACAAACCGAAAUCAUCGCCUGCAACACCCUCACCGAAUACUGCAUUUCAGAAGAAAAGUUCUGUAAGUGAGAAAAAGCAAGCAGCCCUAGCACCAAAAUCCAAUCUUGUUUCAAGUGAUCAAAAAGCUCCUAAUUCUGAUGCAUCGCUACCUAGUCUGCCAUCCAUUACUGAGAGGACACUUAGGGUGAAGACGGAAAAUGUGCAGAGGAAGGUGUCAAUUGAGUUUGGGGAACCUGGAACGAGCGAUCUGAAGGUGAUUUUACUCGGGAAACAGGGCUUUGCUGUGAAGUUGAGUGUCCACAAGAAAAUUUUGGUUGAGCAUAGCAGAUUUUUUGCAAACAAAAUUUCAGAGCAGCAGCUUGUUUUUCCGUGUCUUGAAAUUGACGACUGUGAUGAUGUUGAAAUCUAUGUUGAAACUGUUGGACUUAUGUACUGCAAAGAAUUGAAGCAGCGGCUGAUCAAGCAAAGUGUUCCUCGUGUCCUGCGCAUCCUCAAGAUUGCAGAACAACUGGGCUUCACUUCAUGCAUACAGUCCUGCUUGGAAUACUUGGAAGCAGUCCCCUGGGUAGGAGAGGAAGAAGAAGACAAAGUAGUUAAUUCAGUGUUACGCCUGCAGGGGGAGGGAAUUGGAGUGACCCCAGUAUUGAAGCGUGUCUCUUCUGAUGUUUCAAAGCCACCUAAGGAUACACUGUCCCAAAUUCUGGAGUUGAUGCUGAAGAGCAAUGAGGAGAGAGGCCGACGUGAAAUGAAAUCCAUUGUGCUGAAGCUCCUUCGGGAAAGUAACAGUCUUCCUAGCUGCUCAAGUUCGGUUGAUGCAUGCAACGCAAUAAUUUAUGGAUCAUGCAGAAGCUGCAUGGAUGUGCUGUUGUCGGCAUUCAGACAAGCUACUGAAUCUGAGUUGACCAGCAAGCUACAUGAUUGCAAAGAACCAUUCCUAAAGCAGAUAUCUCUAGAAGCUGAUAAUCUUUCAUGGUUGCUUGACAUUUUAGCUGACAGGCAGGCAGCUGAUGAGUUUGCAGUAAUGUGGGCUAGUCAGCAAGAACUGGCUUCCCUUCAUGGAAAACUUCCUAUCAUGUCUCGAUACCAUGUUAGCUGUAUUACAGCAAGGCUUUUUGUUGGAAUAGGAAGGGGGGAGCUUCUGCCCUCAAAGGACAUCCGUCUCUUGUUAUUAGAAACCUGGUUGCAACCAUUGAUUAAUGACUAUAAUUGGUUACAACAUGGGUGCAGGUCAUUUGAUCGGAAAGUUGUGGAGGAAGGAAUCGGCAGGACCAUUCUCACAUUGCCUCUGGAGGAGCAGCAGAGCAUUUUGCUAGGUUGGUUGGGCACUUUUCUAAAGGCUGGUGAUAGUUGCCCAAAUCUUCAGAAAGCUUUUGAGGUCUGGUGGCGCAGGACUUUUGUUAGACCAUAUACAGAUUCAGUUAACCCCCCUCAGUCAGAUACCACCGUGGGGUUGAAGAUAGUAGAGAAAUAAAUUAAAAAAAAAGAAGAGAGAGAUUACUGAGUUUACUGAUGCAGAGUUUACUGAGGUAUACUGGGGUUUCAGUCUCUUUUUGAGUUUUAAGAGCAUGGAAAGCAAUAUAUGGCCGGAAGUCCAUAUGCAGAAGCCAUCCUCAUUUCAGGAUAAAACAGUUCCUUCUCUGAAGCUUAAACAAUUCCAUGAAUCUCAAAAUUCGAGCUGAUGCAUUACGGGCUCAGAGAGAUUCAUCAGGUUAAGGAGUUCAGAUUGCUUGGUGUUUGUAAAAGUUUGUAAAAUACAGUGUUGACUGUAAUGCAUGUCUGAGUCUGAGUUACAUUUGAUACGCUUGGUUCUGAAGUGAAGUGAUGUCAACUGUAAUGCAUUUCUCACAGAAAUGAGAGAAGCUGAUUUAACUACAAUCCAAUCACUGUAAUCUGUCUGUUUGCCUGCGUUUUAGCUUUUAACCAAGUCACGGAAUUUGUCUCUA
Molecule: messenger RNA, 3178 nt
Organism: Coffea arabica (coffee)
Lineage: Eukaryota; Viridiplantae; Streptophyta; Magnoliopsida; Gentianales; Rubiaceae
Source: RefSeq, a predicted model, not a curated record